Haliotis rufescens (red abalone) is the source of this 1206-nucleotide messenger RNA. Its product is annotated as cytochrome P450 3A19-like. The transcript has 3 exons. The record is from RefSeq and is a predicted model, not a curated record. Lineage: Eukaryota; Metazoa; Mollusca; Gastropoda; Lepetellida; Haliotidae. The coding region runs from base 235 to 618 and encodes 127 amino acids. Gene Ontology annotation, molecular function: iron ion binding; monooxygenase activity; oxidoreductase activity, acting on paired donors, with incorporation or reduction of molecular oxygen.
CCCCGGAAUCUUCACGGGUCGAUUAUUCGAGAACUUAGAGACCGAGCAUUUCAUAUUCCGGCGGGGGCGUGGGUGUCUGUUGAAGUAUUGGAUUUUGUAUGGAGACGAGAUAUAUUUUCAGCUGAAGCUGCAAAAUCAGAUAUCUGGGGUAUAAUUAUUUAUAUUUUACUAUUAUUUUUUCUGCGACAAUUUCACCCAUAACACUGUGUGCUUUACACAUCUUUUAAUUGGAGAAUGGGCAGAGAAACAGCAAACGCAAUUACCAUCAAGGGUUACACAUUCCCCAAAGGUUCAAUUGUAAUCGUGCCAUUGAUGGAGAUGCAAAGAGACCCAGAACAUUUUGAUGAACCAGAUGCCUUUCAGCCCGAUCGAUGGAAAGGGAACAUUAACCCACUUGCAUGGCUUCCAUUUGGCUAUGGUCAACGCCAGUGUCUCGCAGGCAGAUUUGUCAUGUGUGCGUUGAAGAUUGCCCUCAUCCAUGUCCUCAGAAAGGUCAAGUUCGUCAGACCGCCUGAUAUGCCUGAAAUGUUGGAGCUGGACUGCCUAACCAUAGGACGACUUGUGCCAAAAGAAGCCAUCAAGCUCAGGAUUGAACACCGGGACAAAGCCCAAACAUAGCAUUUGUGAUACUUUGUUUAAACCCGGAUCAGCAUGUAUUAUUGUAUUCCUACUUCCUUGAUCUAUUAUCAGUUGGUAUUAAGAACAGGGUAUGACAGGGAACUCGCCAGAGAGUUUCGAGUGUAAAAAAGAAAGGUUCAGUAUUUGUCCAUUUUAACACGUUUUCUGUAACUUUAGAAUCUAACAUUUCCAGUUGACCAAAGGACCAUUGACGUACCUCACCCAUUGGGCAAUCUGCAUCCAAUCAGUGAGAACCUCUGAGUUAAUUUAUCAUUUUGAACUUUCAUUCCCUGUGUUCAAAAUUGAUAAAAGGAUUACAUCUGAUGGCUAAAUAUCCCACAUGUGAUAAUUAUAUGUAUUUGUAUAUUAACCAGACACGAAGCGUUAACUACACGGUGGAGCUUCAGUUGCAUACAGCAAUGUAAACUUGAAGGUAUAUAUCUUAAACCAGAUACACGUAUAUAAUGUAAAAAUAUUUAUUUUAUUGGAUACAUGGUUAACUUGCGUGGCUUGUGAAUGUCUCAAAGAGAAAUGACUUGUACAGCAUUUAGCCUAAUAAGCCUGGAUUAUAAAUAAACGAGACAAACU